AUGCCGCCACACCGUCUCGCUCGAUACCCGCCGUGGCUCACGCGCUGGCUCGGAUACCGCGCCAGCCCACCACCCAAGCUGCCCGACUACCUCAUCUGGUUCUGGUCCUUCAUCGCCGCGUUCUGCGGCCUGUGCGUCUUGCAGGCCGUCUUUGGUCAUGCGCACUACUUCGUCAAGCGGCCCGGUAUGCCCUCUAUGGUCGCUUCAUACGGUGCCUCCGCCGUGCUUUGUUUCGGGGCAAUCGAAGCGCCGCUCUCCCAGCCACGGGCACUCGUCUUUGGCCACUUCAUUUCCGCCCUCCUCGGCCUCUGCAUCACCAAGCUCUUCUCCCUCUCCUCGCACUUCGAGUCUCUCCGCUGGCUCGCUGCCUCCCUCUCUACAUCAGUCGCCAUCGUCGCGAUGCAAAUCACAGGAACGACGCACCCACCCGCCGGCGCGACGGCCUUGCUCCCCGCGCUCGACGACGAUAUCUGGGAGCUGAGCUGGUACUAUUUGCCGGUCGUGCUCCUCUCGAGCAUGCUUGUCCUGACUGUAGCGCUCAUCAUCAACAACAUCCAAAGGAGAUAUCCCAUGUUCUGGAUCGCCCCUGCGAUACCGCCCGUCGCAAAACCGUCGCCGGCUUUGGGUGGUCCCGAGCCCUCGCCCGAGCCCUCGACCGGGACUGCGAGUCCGGCGCCCGCUACUGCGGAGGAGACGGAGGACAAGAAAGUGAUCAGUUCUAAUGCUGUGUAG
Messenger RNA from Laetiporus sulphureus 93-53, 732 nucleotides. RefSeq names its product HPP family protein. The coding region runs from base 1 to 732 and encodes 243 amino acids. The transcript has 2 exons. NCBI's taxonomy places the organism in Eukaryota, Fungi, Basidiomycota, Agaricomycetes, Polyporales, Laetiporaceae. The record is from RefSeq and is a predicted model, not a curated record.